Molecule: messenger RNA, 351 nt
Organism: Colletotrichum phormii
Lineage: Eukaryota; Fungi; Ascomycota; Sordariomycetes; Glomerellales; Glomerellaceae
Exons: 1
Coding region: 1-351 (116 amino acids)
Source: RefSeq, a predicted model, not a curated record
AUGGGCGAGGACCGGCGCGAUGUUCUCGGGGCACAUCGGAUGCCGGGGCAGAUGCGGUGGGCGCCGGGGACGGGGACGGUGUGUGACCCCGGGCAUCCGCGGGAUGUAUGGAAGACGGCUUGCGGAGAUGACGAUGGGAGGCCUGCCUUGCUACACAUGACGCAUGAGGAAGCUGUCUCUGGAUAUGGAGAACAACGGGCUUCCUUGGUUGACGUUGAGGAGAAGGGAUGGAAGGGACGGAGUGAAGUUACGGUUACGGAUAAAAAUGGCGUGAGGUUGAAGCAUGUCAUUGAGCCUAGGUUACUGGAUUCGCAGCGAGAGAAGCGACUUAAGAAGGUUAGAUUAAUUUGA